This is a messenger RNA of Abrus precatorius (Indian licorice), 1681 nucleotides long. RefSeq names its product fructose-bisphosphate aldolase 3, chloroplastic-like. Bases 151 to 1326 code for a protein of 391 amino acids. Gene Ontology annotation, cellular component: cytosol. The transcript is spliced from 6 exons. Gene Ontology annotation, biological process: glycolytic process; fructose 1,6-bisphosphate metabolic process. Gene Ontology annotation, molecular function: fructose-bisphosphate aldolase activity. Lineage: Eukaryota; Viridiplantae; Streptophyta; Magnoliopsida; Fabales; Fabaceae. The record is from RefSeq and is a predicted model, not a curated record.
GGUAUUGCCGCUUAGAGGACUGUCUUCGUCACCUACCGCGGAGUGGCCGAGAAAACCAACCAACCCUCUUACUACUAACCAAAAACCAAAACAAUUUCAAAACCUCUUGAAAAUAUACAUAAGUAUUGUACAACCCUUUGUUUCAUUAUCAUGGCUAUGGCGUGUGCAAAACUCAACACUUUGUCUUCUCAGUGGAUCGCCCACAACUCUUUCUCUCCACGCCGUGGAUCAUCUCAUCUCAUCGCCACUCGCCGAGUCUCCCUUCCGAUCCGUGCUUCGUACUCCGAUGAACUCGUCCAAACCGCUAAAUCUAUUGCAUCUGCUGGUCGUGGAAUUCUUGCAAUUGAUGAGUCAAAUGCAACCUGUGGGAAGCGUUUAGCAUCCAUUGGAUUGGACAACACCGAGGUCAAUCGCCAGGCCUACAGGCAGCUUCUGCUCACCACACCUGACCUUGGUGAAUACAUUUCAGGUGCCAUUCUUUUUGAAGAAACCCUUUACCAGUCUACAACUGAUGGAAAGAAGUUUGUGGAUUGCCUCCGCCAAGAGAACAUUGUUCCCGGCAUCAAAGUUGAUAAGGGUCUUGUCCCUCUGCCGGGGUCCAACAAUGAAUCUUGGUGCCAAGGGUUAGAUGGAUUGGCUUCUAGGUCUGCUGAAUACUACAAGCAAGGUGCUAGAUUUGCCAAGUGGCGGACAGUUGUUAGCAUUCCAUGUGGUCCUUCUGCAUUAGCUGUUAAGGAAGCAGCAUGGGGACUUGCACGUUAUGCUGCUAUCUCUCAGGACAACGGUCUUGUUCCAAUUGUAGAGCCUGAAAUUCUUCUAGAUGGAGACCACCCAAUUGAGAGGACAUUGGAAGUGGCUGAGAAGGUCUGGGCAGAAGUCUUCUUCUAUUUGGCUGAAAACAAUGUCAUUUUUGAGGGAAUUUUGCUCAAACCUAGCAUGGUUACGCCUGGAGCUGAACACAAGGAGAAGGCUUCUCCAGAAACUAUUGCCAAAUAUACUCUAACCAUGCUUAGAAGAAGAGUCCCUCCUGCUGUCCCAGGAAUCAUGUUUUUGUCAGGUGGACAAUCCGAAGUAGAAGCAACACUAAAUCUCAAUGCAAUGAACCAAAGUCCCAACCCAUGGCAUGUUUCUUUCUCAUAUGCACGAGCUCUGCAGAACACCGUGCUUAAGACUUGGCAAGGACGCCCUGAGAAUGUGGAAGCUGCUCAGAAGGCUCUUUUGGUUCGUGCUAAAGCAAACUCCUUGGCUCAACUUGGAAGAUAUUCUGCCGAGGGUGAAAGUGAAGAGGCGAAGAAGGGAAUGUUUGUCAAGGGCUAUACCUACUAGAAGUUUCUGACCCUUGUCUUUGGCCUUCAGUUGUUUUGUUUUAACUGUUUAUCAUUCCUUAUUAGCAGUGGAUUCUAAGGAGACUUAGAUGUGUUGUAUUUUCGUUUUUUCAACUUCUAGCAAAUGAGUUUGAAUAAAGAGAGAUCUAGAACGAAGGCUUUUUCCUUAGUAAGAUAAGGUUGGCGAUUAGUAAAAACCAAAUGGGAAAGAAGAAAAACAAAGUUUACUGCUUUUUUAUGUUUGUUUGACCUGUUCAGAUUUUGCUCUUGGCUAUUCCGUUUGUAAUAAUUCAUAUUUAAUCCACAUCGUAUCUGAAUGCUUAAAGCUUUAUGGAGAAGUGAUCUAAAUUACUUGC